CAAUCCUCACCAACCACACCUGUGGACAUAACUGAUGGUAAAACAAUGAGUGACUUUGAAAUACAAGAUCAAAUUACUGAUUUUCUAAUAGGAGGUAGUGAUACAAGCGCAUACACUAUCAUCAUGGCAAUUAUUUUGUUACUUAAUCAUCCCGAGAAAUUAAAAAAUUUAAGAAUCGAAUUGAAAUCCGCGUCACUUAAAUAUUUGAAUGCUAUAAUUGAUGAAACAUUUCGAUUGUUUCCAGUCACAUUAACUGUUACCGCCUCAAUUUGGAAACUUCAUAGAUCUAAACAAAUUUGGGGUCAGGAUGUCGACGAAUUUAUACCCGAACGAUGGUUUAAUUUGGAUCCGAAAAUAAGAAAUGAUGCUUAUUAUCCUUUUGGUAGUGGUUCUAGGUUUUGUAUUGGAAAUAAUUUUGCUUUAAUGGAAAUAAGAAUUAUCUUAAGUGCAUUGUUAAUAAAUUUUGAUUUUGUUGUCAAGGAGGAUGCAGAUUUACAGAUAGUUCAAUUUAUUACUCCGUCAUUGAGAAGUAAAAAAUUUGAAGUAAAGGCUACACGAUUACGUGAAGGUCAAAAUUUAAAUAAUGCAUGA
Messenger RNA from Racocetra persica, 591 nucleotides. NCBI's taxonomy places the organism in Eukaryota, Fungi, Glomeromycota, Glomeromycetes, Diversisporales, Gigasporaceae. The record is from the annotation of a GenBank genome assembly.